Messenger RNA from Hyaloperonospora brassicae, 390 nucleotides. Lineage: Eukaryota; Oomycota; Peronosporomycetes; Peronosporales; Peronosporaceae. The record is from the annotation of a GenBank genome assembly.
AUGCUGCAUGCUGUAAACUCGGAGCGCGUAGCUCGAGGUUUGUCGAAACUGUGCAUGAACAAGAAGCUGCAACAUGCGGCACAGCUGCAUGCACGCGACAUGGCGACAAAAGGGUUCCUCAGUCACACGGGCUCGAACAACUCGACCGUAUCCGGCCGAGUCAAAGCGGCUGCGUAUCGCUGGACAUAUGUUGCCGAGAACGUGGCCGCGGGGCAGACGACCGUCGCAGAUGUCGUUGCAAGUUGGAUGAACUCCAAGGAGCAUCGAGCCAAUAUCCUGAGUCCCGACGCCAGGAUGUUUGAAUGUGGCUACGCGUACAGCCCCAGGAGCAAGCACAAGCACUACUGGACACAGAACUUUGCAUCGGGCAGAGGCGAAACGUGCAACUAA